Rotaria socialis is the source of this 831-nucleotide messenger RNA. NCBI's taxonomy places the organism in Eukaryota, Metazoa, Rotifera, Eurotatoria, Philodinida, Philodinidae. The record is from the annotation of a GenBank genome assembly.
AUGGUUACCACUGAUCCUAUCGAUUAUCCUUUCCAUGCAGACGAAGAAGGAUGGCCUGAAACAGUUUAUGAUCCAACAUAUCCUCAUGAAUAUUAUUUUGAUCUUGGAAAAAAUCCAAACGAAUUUAAAUCGAAUGUACGACCUCCAGUUCCUAUUCGUCGGCAUACUCCAGGUUCUACGGAUCCGACACAACCAGAAAUUAAAAAGCGAAUUGAUUCAUCAAAGCCAAAAGUAAGAUUGUUUUCUGGCCAAAAAUCAAAUCGAUCUGAUACUUUUACUAUGACUGCUCGAAAUAAACCGUCAACGCCAAGAGAUCCUGAUGAACGACCUAUUAAACCAAUGAAAAAUACAGCUAUCUACAAUCAACCAUCAUCAGCGCCAAAAUCAACUUCAAGAGAAACGCCCUUUAAAUUACCAAAAAUAAAAAAUACUCCUAGAUCACUUCAGCCUGAUUCAGUUCGAUUGCUACCACCACGCAGACAAAACAAUAGUGUAACACCUCGUCGUCCUAUUUUUGCUGAUAUCUAUGCUAAGCCAUCAUCACGUAUUCCAUCGCAACGUGUUAGAUCUCGUAUUCCGUUACAACGCGUUAGAUCUCGUCCUGUUAUUGUUGAAGAAUAUAUUUACGAUUAUAAUGAUAAUGAUAAUGAUAAUGAUGAAGAUGAUGAUGAAUUCGAACCUUACGUUGAGCCUACUCCAGCGAAAAUUAUUUCUUAUAAAGAAGUAUCAGGUAUGACAACACGCGAAAGGGAAAACUAUAUGAUGUCGAGAAAUCACCAUUCUGUUCCCGCUCAGCCAUUAUUAAAACGAAGAAUAUUCUAUCCAAAUUAA